AUGUCAGGUCGCAAAGAUGGUGGUGACUCCUCCAGCGACUCUGCGGCGGAAGACAGAAAUAGGUCAAGAGAAGAGCUCGUGGCCCUGAGGACACAAGUUAGCUCGCUGACGGAUCAGAUGAGCCAGCUAAUGUCGCUAGUGGAAGAUACCAUGAAGGCAAGCAAGAAGGAGGAGCCAGCUGGCACCAUGAAGGGUGCCGCUGAUCGCGGCGAUGCUAGGGAGAGCGCCGCCGCGGAGUCCACGAACGCCGAAGGAGGGGCACCGUGGACCGGGAGUGCGCAGGACGGGAGGUACCUGGACGAACCUGUUCGAGAGUCUGGCCCGUCAGGGCGACACAGCUGCGAAGCAGGGGGCUUUGUUUCCCAAGAGUACCGGAGCGAGCAAGUAGAGCUCGCAUUCCACGCGUGGAACUUCCUGUGUCACGCGUUGAAAGAAAAAGAUCGGAAAAUCAUGAAGAGGGCAGAGACGCCCCAGGGAGCUCUUCGUGAGCUCAAGACCAUACACGACCCUGAAUCAUCUGUACAGCCGUCAGAGGACCUCAAGUCCCUGAGGUCGACCAAGAUCUCUAGGGGUGAAAACCCCCAAAACGCCCUAGUAAAUGAGAUGCUCCAAACCGCAAAGUCCUUAGCCGAGAAAGGAAUAACUGUCAACGAAACGUUCGUCCUUCACCUCUUCCUGGAUGCCCUUUCGGACGAUUAUGCCAUGACAAAGCACAACCUGCGACAAGCGAAGGAGUUGACGCGGACCGGUAUGCUAAAGGAAGUAAUGAUCGAUUACAAGGCGAUCAAGGACAAGCUGGAGCAGGGGAAAGAAAAAGGGGCGAAGGGCGCAGAGCAAGCGUACUUCGCCGACGGUGAGGGCCGCAGGGAGCGGUACUCAAGUAGGAGUCAGGGGCACGGUCGUGGUCGUGGCGGCGGCCGUGGCCGCAGCAGUAGUCGUGGCCGCGGUGGAGGCGGUUGCGGCGGCGGCGGCGGCGGUCGCGGCGGCGGUCGCGGCGGCCGCUCAGGCGGAUCCGGAGGAGUCGAGGAGAGCAAGGGAAGCAGCAGUGGAGGCGCCGAUGGCGGCGGUGGCGGGGACUAUAAGUUCGCGGGCCGGUGCUUUAGGUGUGGACAUCGUGGACAUCAAGCAAUCGGCUGCACUACCAACGAGAAGGACUUCGUGCCAUGGUUUUCGCGCUACGAGGGGUGGGGCCACACCAAAGAAAAGUGCGCGACGGAGGAGGCCGUCCUAGCGCAAGUGGUGGAGCAUGAGAGCGACGUGGACUCCGUGGAAGACCAGACGUUUUCUGCCGUGGCAGUCCCCCCAGAGCGGAUGCAUCACGCCAAGGUUGGGGGGGAGAGAGAGAAUCAAGAGCGUGAGUCCGACCUCGAUGUGAUGGAGGCUCGUGGGCCAGGGCAAGCGACGCCGUUCGUGCGCGAGGAGGGCCGACGGCACCCGGCAACGGGAUUCCGGGGGACGGAGGCAGCGUUCCCCCGUCGCCCCCUUCGGGAAGGGGCGACUUCGGCGGAGGCAGUGACAGCCCCACCGACAGCAGCAGCAGCAGCAGCCCGAGCAGCAGCAGCAGAGACGCCGGCGGUGCCGGCGACCAGGGCGGCGAAGAGUCCGGCGACCCAGGUGGGGACGGCGGUAGCGAUGGUGAUCCCGGCGACUCCGAAACCUCGAGGAGUUGAAGUAUGAUCCAGCCGACGACCGCUACCCCCGCGAACUAGAAGGGAAGAAACUCCUCUGGGGCGCCUCGAACGCUGGUCCGCUGCGC
Messenger RNA from Ectocarpus sp. CCAP 1310/34, 1756 nucleotides. Lineage: Eukaryota; Phaeophyceae; Ectocarpales; Ectocarpaceae. The record is from the annotation of a GenBank genome assembly.